GGAGAGUUGUGUACAUGGUGUUAUGUGAUGUGAAGUGAUGUAUACAUUUUUUUGGGAACAGAAUUAAUCCUUCGAUCUUCUCUGGGAACAAGUUUCUCGCGGUAAUGAUUUUUGAAUAAUAUGAACGCUGUGGAAGGCAGAGGAAAUGUUGAACCAGCCCCACGAGUUCGUCGUGUUAAAAGGUAUUCGACGGAGAUACCUGAAGGUUGGUGGAAGCUAAUGCGUCGACGAAAGUCGGGAUUAUCAAAAAAUAGGUUCGACAGUUACCUGAUAGCACCUGAUGGAAAACGGCUUAGAUCGAGCGUAGAGCUGUGGAAAUAUUUAAAAGACAAUAACUUAACUUGGCCGCAAACUUGUUGUGACACGAAGUCCAUCUUUAGCCAAAAAUCGCAUCACAAUUUGUGUACAGAGGAUGCUGAUGAGAUUUUGUUGGAAAAUAACCCGAAAGCACCAAAAAUACAUGCACCAGAAUCAACAGAAAAUGAACUGUUUCGUAAUACGGUAAUAAAAUCAGAAAUCGUACCCGAACAAAGUAGGUCACUGAUAGACCACAGUUACUAUUUCAAGCAAGAGGAUGAGAAAGACAUAUUUGCAGAAGACAUGUGUAUAGAAAGCCCAACAUUUGAAAACGGGAUACGGCAAGACACAAUCGCAGAAUAUUUGGCAAUGAAGUUUUCAAUCAAGACUGAAGACUGUGAAGUUCCAGAGUGUGAAGUUCCAGAGUGUUGGACUUCAGUGAACGAUUCCCAGGCAGAAGUGCUAUCAGCAGUGCAUCAUAAUACAGUGGAACACCAAAGUUCAGUGUCAGGAUUGUGUAAUACUGUGAGACAUUCAGAGAAAUCAAAUUUAACAUCUCAACUGAGUAAUAUAUGUUUAAAUUCCAUACCAUUGUCUAAUGUAAAGGAAGGAGCGUUGCGUCAAUAUGAGGUAAGACCUAGAAAAUGGAUACCUCCAAAGUCCCCUUUUAAUCUCAUUCAAGAAACUCUCUUCCAUGAUCCAUGGCAACUUUUGCUAGCCACAAUUUUUCUCACAAAGACAGAGGCACAAAGAGCUACGGAAAGUUUUUACAGAUUCAUUGAACGCUGGCCAACAGCUGAUGACAUCAUUGAUGCAGAUAUUACUGAGCUGUCACAGUUUAUAACUCCUCUAGGCUUUCAUCGUUUACGAGCAUAUUCGAUUAAGAAAUUUUCAUAUGAGUUUAGGCAUAAAUCUUGGGAAGACCCAAUUCAGCUCUUUGGUAUUGGUAGAUAUGGAAGUGACUCUUAUAAAAUUUUUGUAACAGGUGAGUGGCAAAAUUGUCAUCCACAGGACCAUAUGCUGCAGAAAUAUGUCCACUGGCUGGCAGCAAAUUAUCCACUUGAAACCAACAAAUAAUCUGCAUCCAACAUUAAUAUUUUCAUUGAUAUCCAAAAGAUUGUUGGUGUCAUGUUCAGUGAAUAUAUAUGUGUCUCUGUUAGCUUGAAGCAAAUAAGUCAACUGAAGAAAUGUAAUUUACAAUGACAAAUUUUAAUUUCUCUUUAAUUAUGGUUCAUUUAAAGUAUGAUUUUUAAAUGAGUUAAAUUGAGAAUACAUUGAAGGACAUGUGCUUGAUAAAAACUGUUUACAUAUAAUGUACUAACUCUAUUUUACUCAGAUGAACACUUGUAUUGGAAUAGUGUCUCCUUCAUAUUAGGAUAGUUUAAGUGUCAAAUAUUCUGUUUCAUUGCACUAAUUUAGUGUAUUGUUUUUGUUAAAAUUACUGAUGUACUUUAAGGGGUAAUUUUUGAGAAGAAUGAAUGUUUGGUCUGAAAACUGAUCAAUUUGAUCUAUGAAUAUAGUUUAUGAAAAUUAUUUAUUUUUUCCAGAAAUGUGUCAUAUAUUUAAACCAUUUCCUACUAGGAGAUUAGGUUCUUUUAGACUCCUCUUUCAUAUUCCCUACAAAUAGCAGAGUUUAACAUAUGUUUUUAAAGCAUUAAUGGCCUACAUUAAGCAACUUUGGAAGGGUAUUUGAGGUUGUUAUUUAAUUAUGUAAUGGCUCACUGCUAGACACAGUGAUCUCCAUUCCCACAUUUGUGUAGUACAUUAUAUGUAUUCCAAGAAAAUUUUCUCAGGCAUAGUGUAUUGAGGCUUACAGACACACAUCUUCAUGUGUAUAUAUUUACAUGUUAUGUAUUAAGCAUCUGUUUUAUGAAAUGCACCAAUAGUUUCUCUAUUCAUUCCUGUGUGUUUCUGAGAAAUAUUUUAAAGAAAAAAAGGAACUGAUACAAAAGUUAUAAUGGUCUAUUUUAAUUUCUCAGUUAUUACAGUUUCUGGUGUACAGCUAAUUUAUUGCACACAAAGUGUUUUUUUUUUAUUUAUGAUUCUGGAAUUUUGUUAUAAGCAAAUGAACAGUUUCACUUGAAUGAGCUGUUGUUGCCAUAGCAGCAGAAACCACCUCAAACUGAUGACCUACUGUUCUUAAGUCCUGUGUGUAUGAAUUUUGUUCUGUAAAAGUAAUGUAAUGGAUUAUUCUUGUAAUUAACUCUACAUGAAGCUGCAAUAAUUUGUUUAUCCUCUGGCAGGAAAUGCAACAUGAAAACCAUCACAUACAUAUUUUUGUAUGUAUGUGGAGAACCUAAGGCUAAAAGAUACUGGUAAUUAAGCCAGUGUAGUACUCCGUUCUAGGUGUAAUCUGCUGGUGGAUUGCAAAGUAGGAGCUCUGCUACCAGUAUACACUUCCUUGCAGUAUAGACCAAGUGUUACAUGUAACAACAAAAAAAUAUCAGCUGUGACAAUGUAAUGUAAUUGGAUAGACAAAAAAUAUACUCACCAAGUGGCGGCAGGAGAACAAACGUAAAUAAUGUAUAUGUAUGUUCUCCUGUCGCCACUUGGCGAGUAUAUUUUUUUUUCUAUCCAGUUACAUUAUAAGUGUUGUGUGUGUUUUUCUCCAUGGAAGUGUUGCUCUCUAGUAUGGUAAAUUGUGAUAUUAUGAUGUAAUGUGACUGACUGUGUAUUACACACCACAGAUUUGUUCAUAUGUGUUAACAAUAGAUAUUAAUUGCCAUAGUCAGUAAAUUUCGAAGUACUGGUUGCAGAGAAAUGGAUUAGUAAUUACUUUUUAAAGUUUGUUAUUACAAAUUAUUGGAAUACAUGCACACCCGUGUGUGUGUGUGUGUGUGUGUGUGUGUGUGUGUGUGUGUGUGUGUGUGUGUGUGUGAGAGAGAGAGAGAGAGAGAGAGAGAGAGAGAGAGAGAGAAUUAUCUUUCUUAAAUUUUGUACUAGUACAAUAGUGUGGCAACUGUGAAAACCACAAUAUUUAUGAAGGUUGCCGCAGAGACUGCUAGAAAUCAUAGCAAUAAGUGCAUUAUACAUAGAGAUUAAUGGACAGUACAGCAGUUCUGUGUUAUUACAGGUACGAGGACACAAUUUGUAGCAUAUGCAUUCAGCAUAAAAUGUAACUUACAUUGUAUCCAUAAAACUGCAAUUCUGAUUAA
Molecule: messenger RNA, 3452 nt
Organism: Schistocerca cancellata (South American locust)
Lineage: Eukaryota; Metazoa; Arthropoda; Insecta; Orthoptera; Acrididae
Exons: 1
Coding region: 121-1374 (417 amino acids)
Biological process (GO): base-excision repair
Cellular component (GO): nucleus
Molecular function (GO): catalytic activity; DNA binding
Source: RefSeq, a predicted model, not a curated record